Molecule: messenger RNA, 1139 nt
Organism: Poeciliopsis prolifica (blackstripe livebearer)
Lineage: Eukaryota; Metazoa; Chordata; Actinopteri; Cyprinodontiformes; Poeciliidae
Product: FILIA-N KH-like domain-containing protein
Exons: 4
Coding region: 125-1021 (298 amino acids)
Source: RefSeq, a predicted model, not a curated record
UAUUUCGGACUCUUAUUUUGAAGCGUCCCGUCAGCUGUCGCGGUCGGGCCGAACCUCCGGGCUGGUUCUGCUCAGAGCGCGCCUACUCCCGCCUGGUCGACACCCGCCACUCUUCGGAACCAUCAUGGACCUGGACCCGGCCGUGCUGCUGCCCGCCGUCCUGUUCACGGUGGUCGCGGUUUAUUUGGCUUCAUCGCUGCUCCGCCGGAAGCCCGACAGAACCGCCUCCUGCUCGGCCGGGACCAACAAGCCCAAAGUCGGACACGGAGACGAUGUUGCUCCGUCUAGACCGCCGGGAGAACCGCUGCUCUCCGCGGGACCAGAACCAGCAGAGAAGAAGCGGGACUCCCCGGAGCUCAAAGUGAAGGUGGCACCAGAACCCGCUCCAGAACCGGUGACGGUACCAGAACCAGUGAAGCUACCAGAACCAGUCAUCAAACAAGCACCAUCUCAAGUACCUUUUCCAGAACCAUUAGAAGUUUCAGUACCUGUGACAGAACCAGCUGUAGAACCAGAACCAGCUAAAGAACCAGAACCAGCUAAAGAACCAGAACCAGCUAAAGAACCAGAACCAGCUGUAGAACCAGAACCAGCUAAAGAACCAGAACCAGUCAAGCAGAAUUUGGGAAAACUUUCCCCAGAACUAACAGCAGCUCAGAAACGGGUCCUUGAAACAUUAAAAGUUGUAGAAUCUGUACCAGAACCAGAACCAGUGACGGUCACAAAGACUCUAGUGGACUCAUCUGUUGUACCAGAACCAGAAUCAUCUGCAUCUCCAGAACCAGUUAAGGUUUCUGAUCCAGAACCAAAACCUGAAGUGGUCCAACAGCCAGAGACUGAACCAGAAUUUGAGAAGGUGGAUGAGUCUGGACCAGAACCAGCAGCUGAAAAUGUCUCUGAACCCAAAGGGCUCGUGCCAGAGGAACCGGAACCAGAGGAUAACUCUCUGAACGAUGUUGAUGCAGCUGCAGCUCAAAUUGAAUCCAGCAAGUUGGAGGCGCUGAUGGAGGAGCAGAGCUGAUUCCAGAUGAAGUCCUGAAGAGAUGAAGAUCAGCAGUUUUUUGAGGCUUCGUUCAUGUUUUUGUGGCUUUAGCAGCUCUGAGGUGGAGCAGAUGGAUGGAUGAUGGAUGAUGGAUGGA